UGAAUUAGCUGGACACACUCCCAAACAUAAACUAUAUCCUCUUUCUCCUUCACCCACCUCUCUCAACAACCACUAAUCUCCCCAAUCUCAGACCCCAAUUUCUCCAAAUCCCUGAUAAUGGCCUCCAUGUCCAUCACAGCCUCCUUCCUCCCCUUCACCGCCACCCAACCCUCCGCCGCCGCCGCCCGAAGAGCCCUCUUCGUCACCAAGGCCUCCACCUCUGCCGCUGCCACUGACAGCAACUCCAACGCCAACUUGGAGAUCAAGAACGUGAAGGUGGAGAGCAGCCAAGGGCGGCGGGAGUUAGUGGCGGCCGCUGUGACUGUGGCAGCUGCGACCUUCGCGAAGGCGGCGAUGGCGGAUGAGCCCCCACGUGGCUCCGCUGAGGCCAAGCAGAAGUAUGCUCCCAUCUGUGUCACAAUGCCCACUGCCCGUAUAUGCCGCAAAUGAUUUCCAGAUGUUUUCUCUGUUGUCUUUUUUUUUUUUUCUUCCUUCCCUAUCAAAUCAUUUCAUUUGGUUUCUGGUUUCCGAGUUUUAUUGUAAAAUCUGUAUAAGAAAGCUAUGAAUUGCCAUGAAUCCCCCUUCAGUGUUCUUGUUUUU
Molecule: messenger RNA, 600 nt
Organism: Cucurbita maxima (winter squash)
Lineage: Eukaryota; Viridiplantae; Streptophyta; Magnoliopsida; Cucurbitales; Cucurbitaceae
Product: photosystem II 5 kDa protein, chloroplastic
Exons: 1
Coding region: 118-450 (110 amino acids)
Source: RefSeq, a predicted model, not a curated record